UUGGGACUGAAGCAAAGAAACAUGGCGUGUUACUUGUGACUGCUAGCUUGGUUGACUAGCCAGCUAAUAUUUAGCAAUCUGUAUUAAAUCACAAUGAUAUAGUUAUCUAGAGACAUCAUAUUUAACUACAUCCACCCAGCAAGUCCUCCGCUAAGUAGCUAAGCUAGUUAACUAGAGUUUUUAAGCGUGUUUUCUUUUUCUAAAGUAGCCUAGUAGUAGUGAAUUUGCUUGCAAUCUAAUGUUUAUUAGGGUACUUUACAGGGUUCCUCAAUUGGCCUAAAUGUUUGGUUAACUUGGAUAAAGCAAGAUUUUGUCAGGCAUGGAUCGAUUCUGUGCAUCAGAAAGGUUUGAAUAUCUGCAGGGGCUGGUGACUGAGUUUCAGGAUACGGAUAGUGAAGAAGCUAAAGAGCAAGUUCUGGCCAAUUUGGCCAACUUUGCUUAUGAUCCUCGUAACAUGGAAGCCUUGAGGAUGCUGCAAGUGACUGAGCUCUUUUUGGACAUGCUGACAGAAGAAAAUGAGAACUUUGUGGAGUUUGGAAUUGGUGGCCUGUGUAACAUCAGCAUGGACCAAGAAUGUCGUGACCAGAUUUUGGAGAGUGAAGGAAUUCCGCUGGUGGUUGGAUGCUUGUCCAGCCUCAGAGACGAGACCGUUCUCUCUGCCAUCACAACACUAAUGAACCUUUCCACAGCAGCGUCCCACUCCAAAAUCACAGACAGUGCGGUGGUCCAGUGCAUGCUGCGCUUCUCACUUACACAGAACCCUCGCCUCAGCAACCUGGCCACGGUCUUCCUGCAGGACUACUGCUCACAGGAACAGGUGAACAGAGCCAGAGAACUGAUGGAAGGACACAGCCAGUCAGCAGUCGGAAUUCCACUGCCAAAAAACUAGCAAACCAUUCCGUGCUUGUUAGAUCUUUGGAGAUGGUCAUGAAUGGUUCUGGUGCUGGGACUGUGAUGUUUGAGUUUCCUUUUUUUAUAUUUAUAAAUGUCUUCUGUGUA
This is a messenger RNA of Astyanax mexicanus (Mexican tetra), 999 nucleotides long. It is a transcript of the gene armc7, whose product is annotated as armadillo repeat containing 7. The record is from RefSeq and is a predicted model, not a curated record. The transcript has 5 exons. The coding region runs from base 320 to 889 and encodes 189 amino acids. Lineage: Eukaryota; Metazoa; Chordata; Actinopteri; Characiformes; Acestrorhamphidae.